Messenger RNA from Cryptomeria japonica (Japanese cedar), 2479 nucleotides. RefSeq names its product protein DECREASED SIZE EXCLUSION LIMIT 1. Gene Ontology annotation, molecular function: protein binding. Lineage: Eukaryota; Viridiplantae; Streptophyta; Pinopsida; Cupressales; Cupressaceae. The record is from RefSeq and is a predicted model, not a curated record. The transcript is spliced from 15 exons. The coding region runs from base 920 to 2236 and encodes 438 amino acids.
GGCCUAGAUGGUUUGAUUCAACCCAACUAGAUGUGCUUUGCCCAUUUUGUGUGUUUUGCCCAUUUUGCAUGAUAUUAGAAGGGUGGUUUUCCAUUGCGAGAAGAGGAAUAGAAAAAACUGAUUGCUCAUUUUGCAUGAUAGUAGAAGAGUGGUUUUCCAUUGCAAGAAGAGGAAUAGCAAAAAAUGAAAAAGCUAAAGAGAGCCCAGCCAUAUACCUUCGCAGCCUGGUCCGUCACAACCCACGGGAAAGCUGGUGGAAGGAAAUGCCCUUGUCUCUAGUCCCACAACUCCACGGACCCUCCGUAGCUUGGCCCGCCACAACCCACAGAAAAACCGAGCCUCUGUGACCAAACGAACCAAAAAAACCUGCCACAACCCAUGGGAAAACCGAAACGAUGCUAUGAGAGCCGCGUAUCACCGAAAUGACUUAGAGUAAUAUCUGACUACCUCAUAUUCUUAAAAUUUGAACUUGAAUUGACCUCCGUCAAAAAAUGUCUAUUUACUAAAAUCUAAGGGCACAUCGGUUAAAUUUCAUGCCUUUUUCCCUCUUCAAAAUUUCUGCAAUAAAUCAUUCUGCGAACAUUUCACAUAAAUUUUUCCUGAACUUGGCUCCACAGGCUAUUGAUCGAAGCAUCCUUAAACUCAUAUCCAUAUUGCCUUACGAAUGGAUAGCAACUAUCGGGAGGGAUGCAGAGGGUAAGCGAAUUAUAUGGGACCUGCUCUAUUAAAAAACUUGGUCAUCCUACAGUCUGAUAUUUUGAGGCAGCUAUAUGUUGCACAUGCUCUUCCAAAAAAGGAAAAGUGAUUAAGUGCAAUUCUCAUAGUGCACAGAAAAGUUAUUCACAAGUGCGUAGUCUCUAUCAUUGGCACCACCAUUCUUGUCACGAAUUAUAGAUUUGGUGGGAUAAUUAACAUAUAAAUGGAUACGAAGCGUGUUGCACCGGAUCCCAUUGCAGUGCUGAGAGGACAUCGAGCUUCGGUCACUGCCAGUUGUUUCCAUUCCACCAAACCCGUUCUCUUUACAGGGGAUGCAGAGGGUGAGCUAAGAAUAUGGGACCUGCUCCGCUACAAAACAUUAUCAUCCUCCAGGGUUCACAGCCCUGCAGCUGGGGUCAUUGCUAUUGCCACAAUUCCUUCAUUUGAAAACAAGAUCCUCAGGAUCGAGUACAUACAUUGGAAAGUGAUAUUAUUCAAUAUUUUCAGUCAGGGCAGAGAUGGAACCGUGAAAUGCUGGGAAUUUGUGGAUGGAGCUUUGUCAAGGCAGCCAUUACUCACUGUAAAGACAAAUGCAUACCACUUUUGUAAGCUGGAUUUAGUGAAGAAUACACUGUGCUCACCUCAAAUUGGAGAAUCUAAACCUACAAAUACAUAUCAGAAUGAAAUGGACACAGUAAUAGUUCAAGGGAUUAAUAUAUCCAAUGAAAACAGAGAAAGUUCUCAGAAGUCAUCUGACAUCCAAGAGGGAAUUCAUGAGGAGAUUUAUUCUUUUUCUGGUUGCAGUUCUCAUCACUCUUCAAUGGCAGAUACAGCUUCUAUUUCACCUCUAUGCUCUGUCCAAGGAAGAAUGUUGAUGGCUGUUGCAGGAGAGGAGACAUCUGUGGUUGAGAUUUGGGAUAUUGAUAAUGGAGAGCAGGUGGAGCACUUGCAGUUACCUUAUUCUGAUUCUAAUGGAAAAAUGGCUGCCUCGUCUACCAAGUCACGAGGAAUGUGCAUGGCUCUUAAGGCAUUUCAUCCUCUUGGAGAAAAAGGAUUCUUAAGCAUUUUAGCUGGGUAUGAGGAUGGAAGUAUUGCUUGGUGGGAUAUGAGGAAUCCAAAAUUACCUGUGACAUCUGUUAGAUUUCAUUCAGAACCAGUUCUAUGUCUUGAUGUCGACAAAGACUGCAUCAGUGGUGUUUCUGGAGCAGCUGAUGACAAGAUUGUGUUUUUCUCUCUUGAUUAUGAUAAGGGUAUGUGUAUUCUGAAUAAAGAAAUCAGUCUGUCACAUUCAGGGAUAUCAGAUGUUUCGAUAAGAGGGGACUCCAGGAUUGUUGUCACUGCUGGUUGGGACCACAGGGUUCGUGUGUAUGAUUAUCGAAGAAAGAAGCCACUUGCUAUAUUAAAAUAUCACUCAGCUACGGUGACAAGUGUCUCUUAUUCAAACGAUUGCAAAUUAUUUGCAUCUUCAUCUGAGGAUGGCACUAUUGCUUUGUGGUCAUUAUAUCCACCUUCUACUACUCAAUCCAAUAAUUCUCUUUGAUGUUAAUUUUGUCUUGAGCCUCUUAAGAAUGCAUUUGUUUAGUUACUUUCUAACAAUAGGAUAUGUGUUUAAAAAUGCAACCAUUUAAUAGAUUAAUGUCAAUUUCAAAUAUAAUUUCACAAAGGUUUUUUUGUUCAUAAAGUCUAUGGAAGAAGUUCAAUCAACAAAUAGAUGGAUAAUUGUUUGUGGAAAAACCAAUCUAGAAGGAUUGUACAAUAUCAUGCAAGGUAUGCUCUUUAAUCA